CCAUUUAUAGAAUUUGGAUUAGACGUGAAGGUAUGCAGUGUGACGAUGUUACAUGGAAUAUUCUCAACAAGGGAAUGUGCUCCUUUAAGACAAGGAUAAAAACGCAGAAGUUUUGUCGUAAUGAAUACAAUUUGACGGGUUUGUGUAAUCGAGCAUCAUGUCCGUUAGCUAACAGUCAGUAUGCUACUGUCCGGGAGGAGAAAGGUAUCUGUUAUCUAUAUAUGAAGGUAGUUGAAAGAAGUCACUAUCCACGAAGACUUUGGGAACGGAUCAAAUUAUCCCGAAAUAUGACUCAAGCUGUUAGACAAAUUGAUGAUGCAUUAUUGCACUGGUCUGAAUAUGUUAGACACAAAUGUAAAGCACGUCUAAUUCGCAUACAUCAGUAUUUGAUUAGGAUGAGGAAGCUGAAGCUCCGAGAAAGACAACAAAAGAUUAUUCCGAUACAGCGGAAGAUUGAAAGACGUGAAGUGAGGCGAGAAGAAAAGGCACUCAUAGCUGCCAAAUUGGAUACAGCUAUAGAAAAGGAGUUACUGAACCGUUUACGUGAGGGGACUUACGGCGAAAUCUAUAAUUUCAGGCAAGACGCAUUCAAUCGUGUACUUGAUGAGGAGGAGGAAGUGGAUGCAGAAUUCGAUCGUGAAGUUGAAAUUGAAGAGGUCAAUCAGGAUAACGGAGUUCGCGAAUACGUUGCUGAUUUCGAGGAAUCAUCUGAUGAAGAUGGUGAUGAAGAUAUAGAGGAUGCAGGAGUAAAUGCUCUUUGGAACGAGGAAGAGACCAGUGGUGAAGAUGAUAUGACUGAAAGUGAAGAUGAGGAAAGCCCCGUGGAAGACCAAGAAGAGGAAUCGAAUGGGGAAAAAGGAAAGGAACCGGUGAAUAUACAGAAAAAGAAACGAGUGAGGUGGAAGGAUCUGAAAGACAGGCAGCCAAAAUGUGAACCUGUGAAAAAGCGGUUACGGCAGGUACUCGAAAUCGAAUACGAAACCGAAGAACCGGUUAGGAGUAAACAAAAGCUGCGAAAUUCGUAAAGUUUCGUUGUCGUGGCAUUACAAUGUCUCCUGUGAAAUAAAUUUUUUGUUACAUGUUGUUCAGUUAUGACCAUUUUCUUUUUAAUUUUGGUGCUGUCUGUAGUUAGACCAUCUUUCAUUGUCGACAAUUUGUUGAUGAAGGAUAACACAAUUACGAACCAAGUUUA
This is a messenger RNA of Loa loa (African eye worm), 1192 nucleotides long. Its product is annotated as MAK16 protein. The record is from RefSeq and is a predicted model, not a curated record. The transcript has 7 exons. The coding region runs from base 33 to 1025 and encodes 330 amino acids. Gene Ontology annotation, biological process: maturation of LSU-rRNA; maturation of 5.8S rRNA. Gene Ontology annotation, cellular component: preribosome, large subunit precursor; nucleolus. Lineage: Eukaryota; Metazoa; Nematoda; Chromadorea; Rhabditida; Onchocercidae.